Molecule: messenger RNA, 423 nt
Organism: Strongylus vulgaris
Lineage: Eukaryota; Metazoa; Nematoda; Chromadorea; Rhabditida; Strongylidae
Source: the annotation of a GenBank genome assembly
AUGUCCGAUUCUGUGAUGGGAAGAAGCGUAUUUGAAGAUUCAUAUUACGAGGAAGAUGGCAUCAACGGUAACCAACACAUCAAACAGCGGAAAUGUGAGAAAUUCAUCCUUUUCCAAAAUUCCACGCUCAUGAUACAAUUGGACAUUUUUUUUGCCAUGCUACCUUCGUUAUGGUUGAACAAAUCGUUUUUGCUGCAUGACAACAUUGUUGCAGCUUUCUUCUCUCCAGACGACUCGAGCGGUAUCUCUUCGUGCACAACGUCUGACAGUCUAAAUCCUACCCACAGAGCCCAAUCUGCUUUCAUUCCAAGACAUUCCGACGAAGUUUUACUGGACAUUGGUGAUGCAAUUCAUGUCGAUCGAACGUGUGAAGAUCAUUGGUGUUACGGUAGGCUAUAUUCUUUCGAGUUGCGAUCAGUUUAA